Messenger RNA from Bursaphelenchus xylophilus (pine wood nematode), 1288 nucleotides. The record is from the annotation of a GenBank genome assembly. NCBI's taxonomy places the organism in Eukaryota, Metazoa, Nematoda, Chromadorea, Rhabditida, Aphelenchoididae.
AUGGAAGAAGAUAGCUACUCCGAUGAGGAACAGUUCGAUGAAGCCGAGUCGGGCCAAGAAGAACGAGUUGAAGAGACAAAUGAUCCAUUGAGACAGGGUAAGUAGGAGGAGGAUCAUUAAUCUUUCUGUAGAGAUUUCAUCGAUGCCCUUGAGCAAAGUAAGAGCCCUGAAGUCAAAACUGGGCGUCAAGUUGUUCAACAAGAUGUAUCUCAAUGAAGUUGCGCCCAAAUCAGAAACUGUUGAGGAAUCUAAUGAUGAAAAACCUCAGGAAUUUAAAGUAAAUGCUUUUUUCAAAUGACUAACAGGGGAAGUACGCCAAGUGCGACGCUCAGAUUUUGAUGAAACUUGGCACAAAUUUAGAAUAUUUUUUUCUAAGAUAUAUGCGAGAAUCCUAGCUCGCGCUUUGCAGAAACAACCGAGAUUUUUGGAUCGAAAGUCGGCCAAAAUUUAGGACUUUUUUCCCGAAUUUCGGCACAAAAAGUUUCAUGGCUAUUUCCUCCAUAAAGUAUAAUGUUUCUACAAAAAAUCAAAUUUUUCCGCCAAAGUUAUGGCCAAAAAUCGUUUUUCUCUGACCGCUCUCCACGUUUAGCGUGUUCUCCCGGCGGCAAAAAUCGUUCAGGAAUUGAUAUUUAGUCCAUACCCGACGUGUGUGCAAAAUUUAAAGAAAAUCUGAGCGUCGCACUUGGAGUACUUCCCUUGUAAACGGGAUUUUAAUGAAUUUUUUUAGCGUGACAACAAGAAUCGCCCCCGUGAAAUGUCCACAAAAGCCCCUAUUAGACAUAAUACAAUUAUAGCGGCCAAAAAGAAAAAGAAAUACGAUCCGAGAUUUGAAUGCGGAGAAUUUGAUGAGGUCAGAUUCUCGCGUGACUAUGGAUUCAUAAAUGAUAUGAAGAUUAAGGAAGUGAACCAGAUCAAGAAGUCUCUGAAGAAAGGAGAUAUUGGAGAGGCAGAUCGAUGGGAAGUGAAUGAGACCAUCAAAGUCAUGGAGAAUCAGAUCAGAAAUACCGAGGAUAAGCGUGCCGAGAUUGAAACGCGAGCAGAACUCAGGCAAAGUAACAUUGAAAGACUCAGAAGCGGGAAGAAACCAAUCUUUUUGAACAGGAGUAAGUAAUUUUGUUUUUUACUUUAAGUUUUUCAUCCUCAUUGUUUAAUACUUUUAAUUUUUUCAGACCAAUUGAAAGCGAAGAUAAUGGAAAAGCGUUUCGAAAAAUUAAAACAAACGGGAAAGGCGAAGAGUUACGUAUCGAAACAACGGACAAAGGCGCAGAAAAAAGGAUUGGAUGUGUGA